AAAAACCCAAACCCCCAAUUAGUGACUCUUGUGUUUGCCACUUGCUGCAGUAACUUUUCUGCACUUACCUAGCAGCUAGAUUGAAAGGUCUCCAAGGAGUGGCAACAGCUGAAAGAAGCAUUUGAUCCAUAUUCCAUGUCUUAAGUGGGAAGCAUCUCAUGAGCCUGGUCCUAAAUGUGCAUUUCCGCUCUGAGCUUUGCAGAAGGACUGUUGAGGGAGAAAGCCUUGAAAGCAAAAUGAAAAACUGCUACAGAAAAGCUUUCUUGCCAGAAGCUGCUAAAUGAAAUAAGAAAUUUGAGAGAAAUACGUUUCUGCACCUUUACUUUUGAACAAUUUUUUUAUAUACAUGAGUGACUAGAACAUUUUGCAGUUUGCUAUACUUGGAUACACACUUUGGACCAAAUCCAUUCUUCCAUUCAAGUAUUUUAGCUGUCCCAGAUGCUUCUAGAGGAAACAAGUUAAAAAUUUACAAGUGGUGGGUAAGUGAAUGGAUAAAUAUUUAUACAAUAUGUGCUUUUUAGGUAUUUUUUUGUUUGGUAGGUUGGUUUGGUUUUUGUUCCUGAGUUCCACAAAGCAUAUGAAUACAGAGUCUCUCAUUGAAGAUUUUAUUUUUGUGUAGAAUCUGGGCUGCAGGGCCAGAAGUCUGAUACAAAUUGCACUGGGCAAGAUUUUAGCUCUCUCCUUUCACAGCCUUCCACAUCUACAGUGCUUCAGUGAAGAAGGGUUUUGGGUGGAACAAGCCCUAAAGCAGAAUGUUUCUUGGAGUAGGCUAAAGCAAAAAUAUUUCCUUAUCAUUGUCCCAUGGGGCCUUUCUACAGUUUGUGAAUAGGCAAUGAAUAGGCUCUCCUGCCAAGGUGAUAAUUUACAUCAGAGCUCCAUGUCCAUAAAAUUAAAUGGUUUAGAGAACUAUUUUUAUUAGCACUGCAACCACAACUAAGGUUGUUUUCUCAGAUGUAUAAGCCUUGCUUUUAUUUUUUGGUUACAAAUUGUGCUAGCAGUUUGAAUACCUUAAGUAGCAAACCCUCUUGAAAAUGAAUUGCAAUAAUGGUUAAAAUUAAAGACUGAUCUAAUAGAUAGUAUUGCUUUUUGGAAGAAAAAUGAGGAAAAAAUCAAUACUUGAGAAAUACAGCCAUCUGAAAACACAUUAGGGUUGUUUUCUUCAACCCAGAGUCCUCUGGCCUCUAGAGAGAAGUGUGCUGAGAAAGUAUCUUUGCUGAACCCACUCUAUGCUUUUACAAAUGCAUUCAUGUUUACAUUUUUUUGCAACGUUUUUACAUGUUUAUUGCAACAUAUAAAGAUCCUUUGACAUGCAAGAUCAAACCUGUUUAGAUUGAGAACACCAAAUGAAAAAACACAUUAGAAACUUAAUUUUCACAUUUCCUGUGUAAUUUGAGUAUUUAAUUCCUCUCUCAGAGUUGGGUUUUCUUGUUAAAGUUUAGUUUACUUUUGAGGGUUUUUUUUGAUGACCACAACAUCUACAUUUUUUCUCUUAACUUGUUCAAAACUGUGCAAGGAGGAAUUUUUAUUAGUUGACCUAUCAGAAUUGAUUGUAUUUUGAGUGUUGAAAUCAGCAAGCUGUGCAGGUGGAACACAUGCUGUUUGAAGUAUUUUUUCUGCUUUAUAUUACUGAUACAAAUUUGUUUAUUAAGUUUUAUUUCUCUUACUCUUAGCAGAAAAUAAAGAUACCAGAUUCAUAUUUUUAUCAAUAUGUUUGUAAACAUAUGCUCGAAGCACAGAUUCUGUAAUAAGUCCUAGAAGUCCUCAAACUUUUGUGUUUUUCACUUUAUACUUGAAAGUUAGGGGGGUUUUAAGUUGCUAUAAAAGUUGUGAAAAUAAUUUAUUGUGUUCAAAUAUGCUGAAAUAACCUUAGUACAGGUCAACUAGUCCACAACAGCACUGUAAGCUGUUAUGCAUUCCCAAUUUAAAUUCUAGACAUCUGGUAAGUCUUAGAUUAUUAUUAAAUGUGUAAGUGCUGUGCCACCAAAGUAAGAGUGGGUGCUGGCAUGCAAACUUAUGUGACAUUUGAAUAUUUUUCUAAUCUGAAUGACUGAUUUUUUCCAGCACAUGACCACAAUCAACAUAUCUAUAUUCCAGUUUCCCUUGGGCUGUUAAACCCUGAGACAUCUGGUGGCAAAUACUGAGCUCAGGAUUGAUACUGCCCUUUUUGUCAGAUGGAGACUAUGGAGGAAAAGAGCAAUCUCCUUGGUUUACAGGCAGACAACAUGGAGCAACCAUUCACUGUCAGCUCAUUGAAAAAGCUGGUGGCUAUUCCUGACCACACAGACAUCUCUGUGACCCCAGAGGAGAGAGUUCGUGCCUUAAGCAAGCUUGGCAGCAAUAUCACCAUCAAUGAGGACAUCACUCCCCGGCGCUACUUCCGAUCCGGAGUGGAGAUGGAGCGCAUGGCGUCGGUGUACAUGCAGGAGGGGAACCUGGAGAACGCCUUUGUGUUUUAUAACAAGUUCAUAACGUUGUUUGUAGAAAAGCUGCCCAGUCACCGAGACUAUCACCAAUGUGCAGUACCAGAAAAACAAGAUAUUAUUAAGAAAUUGAAGGAGGUUGCAUUUCCACGGACAGAUGAAUUGAAAAGAGAUCUUUUAAAAAAAUAUAAUUUAGAAUAUCAAGAAUACAUACAGCACAAAAACAAAUGUAAAACUGAAUUCCUGAAGAAAUUGGAGCACCAAAAGCUAAUAGAGGCAGAGAAGAAACGAAUUGCACAUAUGCGGCAGCAGCAGCUCGAAUCGGAGCAGUUUCAAUUCUUUGAGGAUCAGCUUAAGAAGCAAGAACUAGCUCGAGAUCAGAAGAUCAAAGAGAGUGUGGUUAUGUCUGAACAGAUAGAUGGAAGUAUGCUGUCUUGUAUUUCUGUACCAGAGAACAGUUCCUUAUCUGCGGCACUCCUGGAGAAAAAAGAGAGGCGCGGCACCUCUGGCUGUGCUGGGCACUCGCCGCCAGUGGAACGGGUCUUGAAGCCAGCAGCUACUCUAAGUGCUGUUCAGACUCAAUUGGCCGAAGCACUCAGAGGUGUCAUUUUGCCCAGGGAUCUCUGUCACAAAUUUCUGCUGCUGGCAGAGGCAAAUACAGUAAGAGGAAUAGAGACAUGUGGAAUUCUCUGUGGAAAACUGACUCAUAAUGAAUUUACUAUUACACAUGUAAUAGUGCCAAAGCAAACUGCAGGACCAGACUACUGUGACAUGGAGAACGUGGAAGAAUUAUUUGGUAUUCAGGAUCAGUAUGAUCUCCUCACUUUGGGUUGGAUCCAUACACAUCCAACACAAACUGCAUUCUUAUCCAGUGUUGAUCUUCAUACUCAUUGCUCUUAUCAGCUAAUGUUGCCAGAGGCCAUUGCAAUUGUUUGUUCACCAAAGCAUAAUGACACUGGCAUCUUCAGACUGACUAAUGCUGGCAUGCUAGAAGUUUCUGCUUGUAAAAAGAAGGGAUUCCAUCCACAUACAAAGGACCCUAGGUUAUUUAUUCCAUGUACCCAUGUGGUUGGGAAAGACAUAAAGAUAGUCGUGCUGGAUCUGAGGUGAUACAGAUGAACCACACCAAUGUACUCUACAAAAGGCCAAAAGAAAAAAAUGGAUUCCUGUUUUUUCCUACAUUUUCAGAAAUUACUUUUAUAUUUAUACAUUUUAGAUUGAAUUGUUUGAUAUUUAUUGCUUUAGCCUGUUUUGGAGUUAUUUUGUUGCUCUGUCAAGAUGGAGUUCAGUGGCAUUAACCCUAAAUCUGUAAACAAAUCUCACCCAUAAAACACAAUAAAAUGAACUUCAAACUGCA
This is a messenger RNA of Taeniopygia guttata (zebra finch), 3777 nucleotides long. Lineage: Eukaryota; Metazoa; Chordata; Aves; Passeriformes; Estrildidae. The record is from RefSeq and is a predicted model, not a curated record.